UACUACAACCGCUAAUGCCAACAUGGGGUAUAAUAUAGCAAUGGUCAGCGAUUUCUUCUAUCCUCAGCCAGGAGGAGUAGAGUUCCAUGUAUACCAUCUAUCGCAAAAGCUAAUUGACAUGGGUCACUCUGUAAUAAUAAUCACGCAUCACUAUGGCAAUCGUACCGGGAUACGAACACUCACGAACGGAUUAAAAGUUUAUUACAUUCCUUUCUUUGUUCUAUACCGAAGCUCCACUUUUCCUACAGUGUUCUCGUUAUUCCCUAUACUAAGGAACAUAUUCAUUCGAGAAGAAAUUGAUAUCGUGCAUGGUCACGGAACAUUCAGCAGUAUAGGCCACGAAGCGAUCUUCCACGCCCGCACAAUGGGGAUGCGUACCGUAUUCACCGAUCAUUCACUAUUUGGGUUUGCCGAUGUGGGUUCUAUUCUCGGGAAUAAAGUGUUGAAGUUCACGCUUAGUGACGUAGGGCAUGUCAUUUGUGUGUCGCAUACGUGUAAAGAGAACACGGUAUUACGAGCCUCGCUUGAUCCUUUGAGCGUGAGUGUUAUCCCCAAUGCUGUUAUAUCGAAGGAUUUCCUGCCUGAUUUGAACAAGAAACAAGGAGAGGAUAUUACGAUUGUGGUUAUUACAAGACUAUUUCCUAAUAAAGGUGCCGAUUUACUUACGGCGAUCAUCCCACGAAUAUGCAUGGCCAAACCCAAUGUGAAGUUCCUAAUUGCUGGUGAUGGCCCCAAAUUUCUUGACCUUGAACAAAUGAGAGAGGAGUAUUUCCUCCAAGAACGGGUCAAGCUCAUUGGUGCAGUCAAACACGAGCAAGUUCGAGAUGUAAUGGUUCAGGGAGACAUUUACUUGCACCCGUCACUCACGGAGGCAUUUGGGACAGUCAUUGUCGAAGCGGCAUCAUGCGGUUUGUUCGUGGUUACUACAAAAGUAGGAGGAAUCCCCGAGGUCCUCCCCAAGGAAAUCUUUCGAUUUGCGGAACCAGAAGAAGAUUCAUUAGUAGAUGCUACAUUAAACGCUAUAGACUUAAUCCAAUCGGGUGAAAUAGACACAUCCACGUUCCAUUCUGUAGUGUCCAAAAUGUAUUCGUGGUCAGACAUUGCCAAGCGCACGGAAAACGUGUAUAAUCUGUUGGAUCUAAAUGUAUUGAAUCAACCGUUAAUUGAACGAUUACAAAAGUAUUAUUGUUGUGGGGUAAUUGCUGGAAAGUUGUAUGUUCUUUGCGUGAUUGUCGAUAUCUUUAUUUAUGCCGUGCUCGAAUGGUUCUAUCCUCGCGAACAUAUAGAUCGGGCGAAUAAAUGGCCCAAACAUCGAAGGAAUUCACUAGAGUAGGUUAUUUCGGCGGGAUUUGUAAUGAGUAUACCUUUCUUCAAUUAACAAAUUAGCAUAUUUGGGUAAAUUCUUUUUAGGACGCCAUGUAGAAGUGGUGGCAAUGUGAACUGCUUUGACAUCCAAUGCAAUUGACCGCAAAUCUCGCGAUAAUUCCAUCAACGGAGUUGUUUCAUUCCACCUAGUUCUUGAUGUCUUUUUUAACCAACUGUAGUCCUGCUUGGGCGUAGCCAUUCUCAUCUUAUUGAUUUGUUUCAAUUGAGAUAUUUGUUCCAUAAAGGAAAUAUUCUCAUUAUAUUGAUGUUGGGAUUUCAAGUCAUUGAAUACAAGAUCGUAUUCCUGGGUAUUCUUUUCAACAAGAGUUAACUGAGUUUUUAAAUCUUCUUUCUCUAAUUCAAGUGAUUUAAUCGUUUCCAAGUAUGAUUGUAUUUGUUGUUCUUGUUUAAUAAGUUUCGCUUGUAAAUUCUCCAAGUUAAGAGUGUUUUGACUAGUCAACGAUUUCAUAUUUUGUUCCAACAUGGUGAUAUUCAAUUUGAGGUCUGAUAUUUCUUGAUCUUUUUGGAGAAUCUUGGAAUUGAGUUCAGAAACUAGCGAAUCUGGAACUUCCGAUUUUUCUGCAAUUUGUUCUGGUUCUGGUUUGAUGUCAUAUAUUGAUACAGGAUCAAUUGAAUGACCGUAUGCG
This is a messenger RNA of Spathaspora passalidarum NRRL Y-27907, 2012 nucleotides long. It is a transcript of the gene SPT14, whose product is annotated as phosphatidylinositol N-acetylglucosaminyltransferase. The record is from RefSeq and is a predicted model, not a curated record. Bases 23 to 1333 code for a protein of 436 amino acids. Gene Ontology annotation, cellular component: glycosylphosphatidylinositol-N-acetylglucosaminyltransferase (GPI-GnT) complex. Gene Ontology annotation, molecular function: phosphatidylinositol N-acetylglucosaminyltransferase activity. Lineage: Eukaryota; Fungi; Ascomycota; Pichiomycetes; Serinales; Debaryomycetaceae. Gene Ontology annotation, biological process: GPI anchor biosynthetic process. The transcript has a single exon.